Marmota monax (woodchuck) is the source of this 1285-nucleotide messenger RNA. Its product is annotated as protein FAM177A1. The record is from RefSeq and is a predicted model, not a curated record. The transcript has a single exon. NCBI's taxonomy places the organism in Eukaryota, Metazoa, Chordata, Mammalia, Rodentia, Sciuridae. The coding region runs from base 57 to 686 and encodes 209 amino acids.
AGUGGGCUUAUUGGCCAUUACUCUAUCUUGCCAGCAGCCCUGUGGCGACGACAACGAUGGACCGGGAUCCGGUGGGCAGUGUGGAAGGAGAAACCGUCGCUGUUUCGGGAGCUGCGGCUUUCGGAGACUCGGCGCGGCAGAUGAGUAAUGAAAGAGGCUUUGAAAAUGUAGAACUGGGAGUCAUAAGAAAAAAGAAGAAAGUUCCAAGGAGGGUCAUCCACUUUGUUAGUGGUGAAACAAUGGAAGAAUACAGUACAGAUGAAGAUGAAGUUGAUGGACUAGAGAAGAAAGAUGUUUUGCCUUCUAUUGAUCCGACAAAACUUACCUGGGGCCCCUACUUAUGGUUUUACAUGCUUCGGGCUGCCACAUCAACCCUUUCAGUGUGUGACUUUCUUGGAGAGAAGAUUGCAUCUGUUUUGGGUAUUAGCACCCCAAAAUACCAAUAUGCCAUUGCUGAGUAUUACCGGAUGAAGAAAGAGGAAGAAGAAGAAGAAGAAGAAAAUAGGAUGUCUGAAGAAGCAGAAAGACAAUACCAACAGAGCAAGCUUCAGGAAAAUUCUAUUGUUCAUACAGAUCAACCAGAAACAGUGGUGUCCAGUUCAUUUGUGAAUCUUAAUUUUGAAAUGGAGGAAGACUGUGAAGUAAUUAUGGAAAGCAAACAAAAUUCAGUCUCUGUCCCACAAUAGAAUGAAAUGACUAUCAAACUUCAAGUCCUAAAGCUUUCUUUUUUUAAUACCAGGAACUUUCAUAUUUUCUAUUUAGUGAAACUUUAAUUAAUUUAUAUUUUAAAUUAUUGUUAUCUGGAAAGAAAUGUUUCUCCAUUAUUAGGCUUUAACUAUCAAAAAUCAUAUCUGAAAUUUAUAUGCACUAUGCUUUUGCUGUAUGUUGAAAUUAGUGCUUUGGUUUUUUUCCUUUUGCAGUGGGGGCAUUGAACCCAAGGCCUUGUGCCUUCUAGACAAGCACUCUACCACUGAACUACACCCUCAGCACAGUGCUUUGGUUUUAUGAUCUUUAAAAAAGGUUAAGGACAUUCUAGAUUCCUAAUCAAUUAAGAAGAGUUAAUUUUCUAUUAUUUGUUUAAAAAAAAAAGGUAAGUUAUUGAUUUAGGGUAACUGGAGCUGAUAAUCCUACAGUCUCAGAUUAAAAUGAGUAUUGACCUUUCCCAGAUUUUCUCAUGUUAUGCCUUGCAUUUUAUGCUUUGCAUUUAAUUUAUUUAACCAUUAAUUUCAUACAAAGCAUGAUUCACUAAGUGUGUAAUAAAAGGACAAGAUGGAAGCACCCUGAA